Molecule: messenger RNA, 1809 nt
Organism: Penicillium verhagenii
Lineage: Eukaryota; Fungi; Ascomycota; Eurotiomycetes; Eurotiales; Aspergillaceae
Gene: clrD
Exons: 2
Coding region: 1-1809 (602 amino acids)
Cellular component (GO): nucleus
Molecular function (GO): protein binding; histone methyltransferase activity; zinc ion binding
Source: RefSeq, a predicted model, not a curated record
AUGUACCCGUUCCACGGCAUAUCAUUCACCAGCGGGGUUAGGACCAGUGACACUAAUUAUGGGCUUUUGCAGCUUCAGGCCCAACCUCAGGGUUCGGCAGCGGCGUCCCCUGUGGCUCAGAACCAGCCAGCCCGCUUGGAGAACUCGCCUAGUCCCAUAAAACCAAAGACUGAUGAGGGUUCUGAACCCGAACCUCCUAGCUUGGUCUCUCGUUCCUUGGUCGCCCGUAUCUUGGCCACGUUAGAUGGCUCUGAUGAAUCAGAUCAGCCGCCAGCUCAAGAUGACAAAACCGCAGACUUGGCUAAACGACGUCCGGCAAAGAGAUCGGCCAGUCCGUUAUCUGACUCUGUAUCUAAGAAGAGCCUAAAGUUGUCACCACCAGAUGAGGCCGAUAGCCCAGACGAAAAAAGCCUGCUUACCUCUCCGACCAUAAGGUUGAAGUUGACUCUCAAGAAAAGGCCCAUGAGCCCAGAAGUCCAACUGCCUAACAAGAAAACCACCAAGCAAAAAUUACUGCCCGGUGCCUCUUUAAGCCCCAAUACUCAGUCUGUCAAACAAUCUUCCACCCAGGCAACUCCAGCCACCUCACCUGGACCCCUGACAUCUAGUCCCGUUCCUCAGGUUGUGAUACCAACCCCUUCUGCUAAAGUGAAACUUCUUCUCAAGCCUCGCACCCCUGCAAAGGAAAAGAUGGGCAUGUCCGAGAAGUAUUACCCCAUUGAGUCUGUUCUCAAGGCGAAGGCCCUCCAAAGAGCCUAUCCGAAACGCGAGAAAAUUGACCGAAACGAAAUAUCACUCCCUAUCGGAUUUGAUUCCGAUCAAAAAUCCCCCUCAGCCCAGUCGGAGAUUGAAAUGCUCCGCAAUUACCUCGACAAGAGACUCAAGGGUAUCAAAGGACCUGAAGUCGUUUUCAAUAUCGACGACAAUAAGCUGACCAUGCUAUCUUCCACCUUUGACUUCGUCAACGACUACGUCCUCCUUGAUGGCGUGAGUCGUGUCGAGCCGGGCUUCAAUUCGGGCUGCAACUGCACCGGUCCUUGCGAUCCUUCCAGCUGCGACUGUCUCUUCGAAGAAGAAGACACGAACACGAAGAUCCGUACGUACCGCCCAUCGGCCUCUGACGACGAACUGUUCGUCCUGGACCCCAAAUUCCUGGAACGACGUUCAAAAAUCGUCGAGUGCUGCGGGCUCUGCAGCUGCAAGGGGAAGUGCUGGAACACAGUAGUCCAGCAGGGCCGACAGGUCCGAUUUGAGGUCUUCAACGCCGGACAGCGUGGCUGUGGCAUCCGUUCUCCCGACCCCAUCGUAACUGGUCAAUUCAUCGACCGUUACCUUGGCGAGGUCAUCACCGAGGAGGAAGCCGACGCCCGCGAGGCCGCGAACCAGAUGGGCCAAUCAUACCUGUUCGCCCUGGACUGGAAAACGGAGAAGAACGACUCGGACGGCGAGGCCGAAGUCGAGAGCGAGAAGGGAACCUUCUACGUGAUCGACGGCCAGAAGUUCGGGUCUCCGACCCGUUUCAUCAACCACUCUUGCAACCCGAAUUGCAAGAUCAUCCCCGUCUCCACGACGGAGCAUGGGGAUGAGAACCUUUACUCCUUGGCCUUCUUUGCACUGCGCGACAUUCCCGCGGGUACGGAGUUGACCUUCGACUAUAAUCCCUUCUGGGAUGGGUCGAAGAUCAUUGAUCCGCACGCGGUCAAGUGUCUGUGUGGCGAGAAGGAGUGCCGUGGCCAGUUAUGGCCAAAUGCCCGUAAGCAGGGACCGGGUGUUCGGGGCACCCAGAAAGGCAAGGCGAAGGUAUGGUGA